AUGACCUCGACCCUCACUAUCCAACCAACCCGUCUUCCACUCACCGUCAUCCACUCCCCAGAUAUGCCAUCAGCAUCCAAGAUCUCAGAAAGACCUUACACUUGGCCCGAGGUUCGUGAUAUCAUCAAGCACAACGACUUGGAGGCGUUUGCCAGACUGGAUGUGCAAACGGAAAGCUACCUCGCGUUCAAGAGGUACUUGAAGCAGCACAACUCCACUGUUUUCCGCCACAUCGUUACCCAUACUUUGGGCUGGAGACGCCCAGAGGAGUUGGUGGGAGUCAAAGAUAACGAAAUCACCGUCACCGCCUCGGGGGACCCGCUAUUCACCAAUGCAGACGAUUUGAAGAUUGUAAGAAACGAUUUCCCUUACUACUUCGAGGAUGACGUGACACACUUGUGUGUUUGGACCAAGAAGAGGAUAAUGAGCGACCCAAACUCCCCCAUCGGCGAUCUUGCGCCAGAAACUAGAGACCUUAUAGAGAAGUACGUGGUUGAAACCUUUGUGAAGCAGCUAGGCAUUCCCAGAGAGAGCUUGGUGUGGUUCCGCAACUGGGAGGCACUUCAGAGCGUCAAGGAGAUCAGCCAUGUGCAUGUUGUUAUCAAGGGCAUGUCUAAAAACCAGCUAGAUCAGGUCUUGGGCACUGCGGGCGUUACUUUGAGUAAAGCUUGA
Messenger RNA from Candidozyma auris, 672 nucleotides. It is a transcript of the gene GIG1, whose product is annotated as Gig1p. The record is from RefSeq and is a predicted model, not a curated record. The transcript has a single exon. Gene Ontology annotation, biological process: N-acetylglucosamine metabolic process. Gene Ontology annotation, cellular component: cytoplasm. NCBI's taxonomy places the organism in Eukaryota, Fungi, Ascomycota, Pichiomycetes, Serinales, Metschnikowiaceae. Bases 1 to 672 code for a protein of 223 amino acids.